This is a messenger RNA of Purpureocillium lilacinum, 573 nucleotides long. RefSeq names its product N-terminal acetyltransferase. The record is from RefSeq and is a predicted model, not a curated record. Gene Ontology annotation, molecular function: protein-N-terminal amino-acid acetyltransferase activity. Gene Ontology annotation, cellular component: NatB complex. Gene Ontology annotation, biological process: N-terminal peptidyl-methionine acetylation. Lineage: Eukaryota; Fungi; Ascomycota; Sordariomycetes; Hypocreales; Ophiocordycipitaceae.
AUGGCGAGCUUCCGGCGGUUCAGGCCUGACGACGUCAACAAGUUCUCUAAAUGCAACCUCGACCCGUUGACUGAGACAUACGAGCUUGGCUUCUACCUUCAGUACUACACCAAAUGGCCAUCGCUUUUUCAGGUUUGCGAAGACAUGGACGGCAACAUUGUCGGGUACAUCAUGGGCAAGGUCGAGUCGUCUCCGGAUGCUUACAAGUAUUCGGAGCAUUAUCUACCGUGGCAUGCGCACAUCACAGCGCUCACGGUGGCCCCCGAAGCCCGCCGCUUGGGUGUUGGCAGAAUCCUGACGGAACAGCUCGAGGCCGCAGCCGACGCCAAUGACGCCUGGUUUGUCGAUCUCUUUGUUCGCAAGAGCAACCACCGGGCCAUCGCCUUCUAUGAGAGCUUAGGCUACAGCGUCUUCCGCGUUGUCAAGGACUACUACGGGGAUCAUGCCACUGAUCCGGACAAGGACAGCGAGGACGCCUUUGACAUGCGCAAGUCAAUGCGCCGGGAUCAACAACGCCAACAUGUCAGGGACGACGGCAAGAACCACAUGGUCGACCCAGAAGAUGUCUGGUAG